Molecule: messenger RNA, 4008 nt
Organism: Diaporthe amygdali
Lineage: Eukaryota; Fungi; Ascomycota; Sordariomycetes; Diaporthales; Diaporthaceae
Exons: 3
Coding region: 1-4008 (1335 amino acids)
Source: RefSeq, a predicted model, not a curated record
AUGCCGCCUCCUCACCAGGAGAAUCUGCGCGUCCUCGCCAUCAUCCUCAUAAUCUUCUGGCUCACCACGUCCUCGGGCGACGGGCAGGCGGGCUACUUUGCGACUCCCUUCCUGACACAGGAGCGUCUCGCGCGCCAGCGCCACUCGUUCUCCGUCCUGAACUCGACAAAAUGGGGCGACUUCAACCCGAGAAAGCUGGGCGACCCGCCGAACGGGACCGAACACACGCGCUACAUCAACAUUACGGGCUUCAGGCAGGCCGAUGGCCUCGAUUGGGAAGACUUGGGUCUGUUCAGAGAGCGGUGCUUGGAGACUAGCCGGAGUACAAGCCCUCUGUGGUCGCAACCAAAAGCAGAGGAUGGCGAAUCUGUCCUUGAAACUAGGGAAGAUGGGGUGCUGACGAAGUCAAUGUGGGACUCGGCAGGCAUCCCGACGUGGUUGAACGCGACUGGGUUGUUGAAGGGUUCUUGGACGCGCAGAGAGAUAUCUUCUCCCAGGACUUGGUCCGAUUAUAACUUCACGGCCAUGACGCCUGGCGUGAGUUGGAGCGGGACGCACGGCGAGUGGAACAGAAACGUGACGGGCUCUGAAGGAACGAUGCAACUACGAGUUGAGGACAAGAAGCGACACAUGGAAUACGAAGAGAACAUCGAUGUCAACGAUUUCGACGAGCACCAUCGGCUCAGCACGGGCGGUUCAGUCCGCGAAGUCGCCGCGGGACUGAUCAUCGAGGACUCGGGCCAUGACGGGAGCGGGAGUAUGUACGAGAUGAGGUUGCAUGGAGUCCACUGGCCGGCGCAGGGAAACAUGCUACUGACCACAACGAGCGAGAAGUUUGCGGGUAUCUUUGGACUACCCCAUCUUACUCCCGACGAAAGUUUCUUCCGUUCGAGCCAGCGACUGCUGAACCAGACCAUUCACGACGCCCUCAGCAAGAAGGAACGGUCCUCUUUUGCGGACCAGAGCAACCCUUGGACAUCGAGUGUCGGGGGCGUAGAGGAUUCGUGGAAUCCCUCGCCCCACUGUGAAUGGGUUGUCUACCUCCAGGUGCAUCCCCUGAGUGGCAACGACCUGCAACACUCCGACAACGAAAUAGGCGACAUUGUUAAGGAGCUCGAGAAUGAGCUGCGAUACCCCACUGGGGCUCCAAUGCCUCACGUGCCAGAGAUGAGGAUGUCCGCCGUGGUGUACUCGCCGGACUGUGCCUACUUCCUCGAGUCCAAAGGCCCGCCACACUUCCCCGAGGCGCAGGGAAACCAUCUCACCGGCUUCAAAGAGGAGGUGUGGAUCUACGAUCUGAACUUCUAUCUCUUGGUAAUGGCUGCCAUUGUGUUUGGACAAGUUCACCUGCUCAAGGCCCAGAUGAAGGAGUCGUAUACUCCGUCAACUAUGGGUCGAGUCAGUUUUUGGACGAUCAUUAUGAUGGUGCUAGUCGAUGGCAUGAUGUUUACUGUUGCCGCCGCGCUGAGCCUUGACUCUCCAUUCUUCCUCCGUGCGUUGGUAUUGACAUUUGCUCUAUUCAUGUCCAUGAUGAUUGGGGGCAGCUUCCUGGGUGAGAUCUACAAGGUCCAGGAGUCGGAAUGGCGGCCCCGAGAGCGCGAGCAUACUCCCACCAGCAAUACGCCGCGGCCUCCGUCAACACCUGCUGUGACAGAGGACUCUUUACCUCGACCUGUCACUGCGAGUGCUGCUGCGGCUGUCAGCCCUCCGAUUAUUGUCCCCUUUGACCAAGACGUCGAUGCUGAGAUUGCCGAGAACACGGCUGCAGGAGCAGCGGCCGUUCCUACCCCAGGCACGACAGCUACGGGGCCCCAGCAGUCGAGAGUGACACCAUUCUCAAGCAUCAUCGGGCGGCUCUUCCUCGCCGGUUCAUGCAUCAGCUUUCUCUCACUGGCCGCUACGUCGUGGUGGAGGCCGCUCCGGAGUGUGUACGUCAACACCAUGGUGUUUGCCUACCUUUCACUCUGGGUCCCUCAGAUCAUCCGCAACACAUACCGCAACAGCCGCCGCGCUUUCUCGUGGCGCUUCAUGAUCGGCCAGUCGGCCCUGCGGAUCCUGCCGGUGGCGUACUUCUACCUGCACAAGCGCAACGUGAUAUUCGCCGAGACGGACUGGAAGGCAUUUUUUGUCCUGGCUGGGUGGCUGUGGUCGCAGCUCUGGGUGCUCGCGUUCCAGGACGUCCUCGGCCCACGCUUCGGCAUGCCCAAGGGCUGGAUGCCCGAGGCGUGGGAUUACCACCCCAUCCUGCGCGAGGACAACCUCGAGGCCGGCGGCCUGCCGAUCGGGCUCGUGCCGUCUACUUCUACCCCUGGGUCCCCCACCCUGGAGCGCGUACGUUCUCUUAGCUUGAGCAGCGUGGAGGGCAGAGAGAAGAGCUCAACUGCCGUGAAGGGAAUGCGCAUCCGGGCGAUUGAGUGCGCCAUCUGCCAGGAGGCCCUGGAGGUGCCGGUCGUCAAGGCUGGGCAGGAGGUCGAGCCUGCCGGCGGCGGUGUUGCCGAAGGUCCAUUCUCCUACAUCCGCACCUCCGAACACUGGCAACAGCUCGCGCACGAGCGCUCCUGGUACCUGGCAGACUACCGUCAGCCUCUGGUGUCCCUGUGCCUGGUAUCGAGACGCUUCCGGGACGUUGCCCAGCAGAUUCUCCACCAUGAGUUCGUGCUCGGGUACGGCGACUCGUGGCGAUCGACCUCCUCGUCGUGGGACAGGCGACUAACGUCCUUCCUGCGGACGGUUGGCCGGCGCGCCGAUCUGGCGGCUGUAGUAAGGAGGGUGUCCCUGCACCCGAGACUGUUGGAGGCGACGGAUCUCAAUGAUGCCGGGGCUCUCGUGGAGCUUCGGAGCAUGCCGGUGACUCGCCCACCGGCCGUCCCAGAAGCGGUAGAUGUACCGAUGCCAUCCGAAAUUCCUUACCGCAUGUUGGGCGUCAAGACUCGCUUGUAUAAUGUCGACUUAUACAUUUCUACCGAGAGCUUCCGCGAGAAACACGCGCUUGGUCUCGAGCUCUCGGUGAUUUUGAUAAGCCGCUUGCCAGAUGUCGAGCGCCUGAGCAUCCAGCAGACUGUGACCGACUACGACACUCCCUUCCUUUCAGAGCUGCGAUCGCUGGAUGUGGCUAAACGACCACGCCUUCUCAAGACUCUUGACCUCGCUACGCACGACCACUUGCCAGAACUCAUGAUCAGGAUGCCCUCGCAGGCGGCUGGCGUCUUCGAGCUAGCCAAGCACGCAUUGCAGACACUGAACCUCCACAUGUGCAGAGGUUUCUGGACCAAGACGGAACACGCACCUACCUUCACUUCACUCAAGACCCUUCGCCUGACCCACAGCCUCCUGAUCGGCGCGGAGCUCAAGGUCCUGCUGUCGUGCUGCCCCGCCGGCCUCACCUCCUUCACGUACGAGGCUGCCAAGUCGCACUGGGCUUUCCAUGGCUUCGACCAGUUCCAACCAUCAGAGGCCAUCGAGUACCUGACGGCGCACAGGAGCACGCUUAAGGCCCUGCACCUAGAUCUGAGGAACGUUAGCUCCUACCUGUGGGCCCAGCUCGCCGUUCCAGCCAGCCUGGCGGACUUCACCGCGCUGGAGGACCUGUUUCUCAGCGUCAAUACGUUCUGGGGGGAGGACUCCACACAGCCUCUCGAUGACGCCGACGGCGCGCAGCUCCUCCUCCAGGAGCGACUCCCGGCCAGCACGACAUCGCUGGCAUUCGCCGGUUUCUCAUGGGAUCACAAGCGUUUGCAACUGCUUUCUCGCGGGCUCCUCGGCCUCGCGCAGGGUGUAGCCCAGGAAGGGAAGCUCGCCAGGCUGAGGCAGGUCAGGUGUGACGCGGAGUUCGAGGACAGCCUCGGCCGGGGGCUGGGGCCAGCCAUCGCCGGCACCUUCCAGGGCGCGGGCGUGAGCUUCGGCUUUGGCAGCUGGCUGCCGAGCCAGGCCACUGUCACCCGGAAAGACGUGCCAUCCCCGCUGAGGUGUGACUUGUUGGACGAACAUUCUCAAGACUGGGAUGAAUAG